Racocetra fulgida is the source of this 238-nucleotide messenger RNA. The record is from the annotation of a GenBank genome assembly. Lineage: Eukaryota; Fungi; Glomeromycota; Glomeromycetes; Diversisporales; Gigasporaceae.
AUGGGUAAAGAAAAGUGUUUACCUAAAGCUGAAAGUAGUAAAAUGGCAAAGAAGAAAACUAAAAAGAGAUCAUGUAAACAUAAAAAAAAAAAUUUUAUCACCAAGGCGAUUGCAGAAGCAAUCGCUGUACUCAAAAGUAAAGGAAAAGGGCUUGAACUAUCAAGCUCUAGCUCUAGUAGUGCUAGCACUACUAGUAGUAAAGAUGAUAGAAGGCGAUCAGAUAGUGAAAGCAGUGGAA